Messenger RNA from Artibeus jamaicensis (Jamaican fruit-eating bat), 7117 nucleotides. Its product is annotated as zinc finger protein 585A-like. Gene Ontology annotation, molecular function: DNA-binding transcription factor activity; RNA polymerase II cis-regulatory region sequence-specific DNA binding. Gene Ontology annotation, biological process: regulation of transcription by RNA polymerase II. The record is from RefSeq and is a predicted model, not a curated record. Lineage: Eukaryota; Metazoa; Chordata; Mammalia; Chiroptera; Phyllostomidae. The transcript is spliced from 9 exons. Bases 392 to 4090 code for a protein of 1232 amino acids.
UCAAUUUUCCUCUCACCUCUCCACCAGGCUCCUUCCUGGAGCACCCUUCCUGCUCCACGUUUUCCUUCCGCUCCCCAUCUACUGGGCUUUCUUCGCUCCUAUGCCCCACAGCCCCACAGGAACCCCGCCUUCUUGCCCUUGUGCCGCAGGGGCUUCUGGGACAAGGAGCCUCUGGACUGCCCCACAGGCCCUGGUAGCUCCGCACUGCCACUCUUUCUGAGGGCAGCUAAGUGAGGACACGAAGUUGGAGCGCUGAGAUCUGCGAAGAGUAGCAGGACUCCCCGCUCAGGCACAGUACUAUCUGUGUUCUAGCUGGCUCUGGUCACUUACUAGCGGUAGCCCGGUGCUCUUUGUGGGGAUCAGGACGAGGGCCUGCCAUUCCCCUAUCGCCAUGGGCACUGGAAGGACAGUCACCCAUCUGCCAACCAAGGAGACCCUGGGGUCGGUGACAUUCAGGGAUGUGAUCGUGGACUUCACCCAGGAGGAGUGGCAGCAGCUGAAGCCUGCGCAGAAGGACCUGUACAGUGAUGUGAUGAUGGAGAUCUACCUGAACCUGGUCUCGCUGGACUUGGAGACUGAAGGGGACAUGAAUGAACUGGACCCAGAGAAGGACUCUUGGGAAGAAAGAACAUCCAUUGCGGUGGUGGAAGGACUUACGAGGAAUGGAGCCCAGGGUCAUGCCUGUGAAAAAGGAGGGAUACAGGGGGACAGGGCGGGGCAGCUACACAGGAGCACGGGGACCUGUCUGGAGCUUUUGGAUGUGUCCCAAGUGUUAGCCCCUGAAUGCUGUAAAUUCAAUGCAUUCAUCCACCAGAGCCCCAUGCUGGCCCCACCAAGAGAAGUGGGGAUGCUCUGUUUCACCAUGUGUGGGAAGAACUCUGGUACUUCCAGCCUCGGUCCUCCCUCCCAACUUUGUACAGAGAACACAUGCAAGUGUGGACGCUGUGGCAAGAUUCUGAGCUAUAGUUCAUCACUGGGGAAAAACCAACGAAUCCACUCCAGGGAGAAGCCAUGCAUGUGUGAGGAGUGCAGCACGUCCUGCAGCCAGGAGGAUAACCUCAUCCUACACCAGAGGACGCACACCAGGGAGAGGCCAUAUGUGUGCAGGGAGUGCGGGAAGGCGUUCAGAUGGAAUAGUCACUUCAUCAAGCAUCUGAGGACGCACUCCGGGGAGAUGCAGUACACAUGCGGGGUUUGCGGCAAGGCCUUCAGGAAGAGAAAAUACCUCAUCCAGCAUGAGAGGACACACACUGGGGAGAAGCCAUAUGUGUGCGGGGACUGUGGGAAGGCAUUCAGUAAGAAAUCGAGUCUCAAUUUGCAUCAGCGGAUGCACACUGGGGAGAAGCCGUACUCGUGUGGGGACUGUGGUAAGGCCUUCACACAGAAAUCGAUCUUAUGUGUGCAUCAAAGGACACACACUGGGGAGAAGCCUUAUGCAUGCAGCAUCUGUGGUAAAGCCUUCAAAGAGAAUAGGCACCUCAUCGAGCACCAGAGGUUGCACACUGGAGAGAAGCCAUACGUGUGCGGGGACUGCGGCAAAGUCUUCAGCAGGAAAUCGACUCAUUAUGCCCAUCAAAGGACACACACCAAAGAGAAGCCAUAUGUGUGUGGAGAUUGUGGCAAGGCCUUCAGGAAAAAAAAGUACCUCGUCCUACAUGAAGGGACGCACACUGGGAAGAAGCCAUAUGUGUGCGGGGACUGUGGCAAGGCCUUCACUGCGAAUGGCAGCCUCAUGGUGCAUCAGAGGACACACACCGGGGAGAAGCCUUAUACGUGCGGUGACUGCGGCAAGGCCUUCAGCCGGAAAAGGUACCUCAUCCUGCAUGAGAUGACGCACACUGGGGAGAAGCCGUACCCUUGUGGAGACUGCAGCAAAGCCUUCAGCCAGAAAUGGAGCCUUUAUGUGCAUCAGAGAACACACAGUGGAGAGAAGCCGUAUACGUGCAGUGUCUGCAGCAAGGCCUUCAGCCAAAAAUCGAACCUCGUUGUGCAUCAAAGGACGCAUAGCAAGGAGAAGACAGGCACCGCCCUCCUGCUCAUCACCAAAAGGUGCCGCGCGCGGUGGCUUCUGGGACGUGGAGCCGCAGGAUCGCCUCUCCGGCUCGCAAGUGGUCAGCAGCACCAGCUGGUUCCCAGAGGGGGUUCUGGGAAGCGUGGUCUGGCCCGAGCAGGCGCAUUGCGAUCGGAGGUCCAGGCGGACGCCGGUCACUUUCCUGAGCCUGUCUGUGCCCCAGUCACCAUGGGCACUGGAAGGAUGGCCACCCAGCAGCUGACCACAAAGGUCCUGGGGGCGGUGGCGUUCAGGGAUGUGAUCGUGGACUUCACCCAGGAGGAGUGGCAGCAGCUGCAGCCUGCGCAGAAGGACCUGUACAGGGACGUGAUGAUGGAGACCUACUGGAACCUGGUGUCACUGGACUUGGAGACUAGACCUGGCGUGAAAGAAUUGGACCCACAGGAGGACAACUUGGGAGGCAGGCCAUCCAUUGCAGUGACUGCAGAAGGACCUACGAGAAAUGGUACCCAGGGUUGCACCUAUGAAGGAGCAGGAACACAGGGUCACUGGGUGGGGUGGUCACGUGGGAGCCCAGUGACCUAUCUAGAGUGUUUGGACAUGUACCAAGCGUUAGCCUCUGAAUGUUGUGAAUCUACGAAAUUGGUGCACCAACACCCUAUGCAUGUCCCAACAAGAUGGGAGGUAGAGAAAGGAGAGAGGACACACCCGUUUACCAUGAGUGGGAAACACUCAGGCACUUCAAGCCUCAAUCCUCCCUCCAAACACUCUGCAGAGAAGCCCUACGGGUGCCGGGACUGCAGCAUGGCUUUCAGUUACCACUCGUCCCUGAAGGAGCACCAACAUAUCCACACCAGGAAGAAGCCUUUCUCAUGCACCACGUGUGGUAAGCAGUUCACCCUGCGGUCUUCCCUCACCACCCACCAGCGCCUGCACACUGGGGAGAAGCCGUACGUGUGCUUGGACUGUGGCAAGGCCUUUACGCGGAAGAGGAGCCUCAUCGUGCAUCAGAGGACACACACCGGGGAGAAGCCUUACACGUGCAGGUACUGCGGCAAGGCCUUCACCCGGAACGUGUACCUCAUCAUACACCAGAGGACACACACUGGGGAGAAGCCGUAUGUGUGCCAGGACUGUGGCAAGGCCUUCACCCAGCACAGGAGCCUCAUUGUGCAUCAGAGGACACACACUGGGGAGAAUCCGUACACAUGUGGGGAAUGCGGCAAGGCCUUCAGCCAGAAGGCACACGUCAUGCAGCACCAGAGGACACACACCGGAGAAAAGCCGUACAAAUGUGUGGAGUGCGGAAAGGCCUUCAGCCAGAAGGCCAACAUCGUCCGGCACCAGAGGACACACACCAGGGAGAAGCUUUAUACGUGCAAGGACUGUGGAAUGGCCUUCAGGCUAAACAGAAAACUCAUUGAGCAUCAGAGGACGCACGCCUGGGUGAAGCCCUAUUUCUGUCGGGACUGCGGCAUGGCCUUCAGUCAGAAUGAUUACCUCAUCGCACACCAAAAGACGCACAUCGGGGAGAAGCCUUACGUAUGCUGGGACUGUGGCAAGGCCUUCAGGCAGAAAAGGAGCCUUAUUGACCACCUGAGGACACACACUGGGGAGAAGCCGUACACGUGUGGGGACUGCGGCAAGGCCUUCAGCCGGCAGGAGUGCCUGAAAGCUCACCAGAAGAUACACAGCGAGGAGAAGCUGUAUGCAUGUGGGGAAUGUGGCAAGGCCUUUAAACAUAAAGGGUACCUCACCGUACACCUGAGGACGCACACUGGGGUGAAGCCAUACGUGUGUAGUACCUGUGGCAAGGCCUUCAGCCGGAACAGGAGCCUCGUCAUGCAUCAGAGGAUACACACAGGGGAGAAACCGUACUCUUGUGCGGACUGCGGGAAGGCCUUCCGCCGGAAUGAUCACCUCAUUAUGCAUCAGAGGACGCACGUGGCCAAGGAGCUGUAUACCGUGGCCAGCGCAGCAAGGCCUUUAGGCAACACUUCUCGCUCAGUAUGCACUGGCGAGUGCACGCCAGGAAAAAGCCCCACACAUGUGGCCAGUGCAGCAAGGCCUUCAGGCUAAAAUUCUCACUCAGGGAGCACCUGCACCUACCUGCACAGUGGGGCGAAGCCUUACAACUGCAGCCAGUGUGGCAAGUUCUUUAGCUUCAGCUUCUAUCUCAGGAAGCACCAGCGCCUGCACACUGGGGAGUAGCCCUACCACUGCUCCAUCGGCCAGAAGCAUCAGAGCAGGAUGCACACAUAGCCGAGGAGCGGGAAAUCUCAGAAUCCACACCCAAGUGGCAGGUCCUGAGUCCAUGGGUCAGUACUAGACUUGACAUUGGAGCCCACAAGUAGGGUACCGGAGAAGUCCUACCCAGAAGGGUCAUCGAGGCACUGGGGACAGGCCGUACCAUGCUCACUUUUGCUUUUGUAGCAUCUGCAGGGCCAUGUGGAAAGCAGGCCCCUACAGGUCCUGUAUCGGAGUGUGACCUGGGGCACUGUGUCUCCUCACUGAGCUGGAGAAAGCUGACCUGUGAGCUUGGACAAUGCAUUUAGUACCUCUAGGGCUCCCAUCUCUUCAGUAGAAAAGUGGAGAAGUCGGAGUAGAAAGGAAGAGGGGUAGAUAGUCUGCAUGGGGACAUUGUCACUUUGUCACACAAGACUGGGUUUUGUCCAGAGAUCGGGAUGUCACUGUCUGUGUGUUUCCUCCUUUUCCCCACACAGGGCCCCUAGUUUCCCUGCAACACCAGCUGGAAGGCCCCAAGCUCAUGAGCUGUAGAAGUUAGCAGUUGGUUCACGAGGAGGAAAAAAAUUUUUUUUCAGGAUUAGGAAGUACCAGUACUGGCUUCAGAUACCAAAGUUUAUCACAGUGGCCUGCUAAAUUUUUUUUAAAUAAAACUUUGAAUUAAGUGAGACCAGUGGUAUUUUGAACAGUCAUCAGGUGCAAAAGACGCAGGGACCAGUUUCCUGUCCAAAUGAGUGUCAGUGCUUUGGGGGAGGGAGCGCCAAUAGGACACCCAAACCUAAGGAACCUAGCAAGCCCACCCCGGGCCACCUGUGCCUGGUGGCCCUGGAUUCCUGGCUUGGCAAUGGUCGCACCAUGUCUCAUGCCUAUUAGCAGAAGAGUUUUCUUUGGGGUUUGCUGGUCUUCCAUGAUGAUGAAGAAAUAUUUUCAGGAAAUGACAUCUGCCCACAGCACACAUAGUCCCCCCAGCAGCAUGAAGGAGGCACGCUCGGAGUGGCAACAAUGGCAUCACCUAAGGAUCCUUAGCAGAUUGGCUACGUAUAUUCACUCUAUCUGGGUAAGAACUGGUGAGGAAGAGCUGAAGAUGCCCAUAAUAUAAGAUGCUCUGAGAUACAGCAUUAAAUGAAAGACCAAUGGACAAUAGUAUCUGCAUUCUCCUUUGUGUUUUACUUUUUGGGGGAAGAAAUACAACUUCAUAGAAAUUUACUGCAUUUUAUCAUACAAAAGCCUAAGACCAGCAGGACAGUAGAAAAGUAGAAAGCUUACAUUUUCAGUAUUGUAUUGCCUUUAAAAUGGCAUUUUAUUUUCUUAUGGGCAAAAAUGUAUGAGAUUUACUGUCUUUUUUUUUAAUCCUCACCUGAGGAUAUGUUUAUUAAUUUGAGAGAAAGGGAGAGAGAGAUUGCUAUGAGAAAUGCAUUUUGACAUUUUUAUUCACCCAGCAAAUCAUCCUUGUGAUGCAGACACGUUCAAUUAGCCCAGGAAGUUUUUCUUUCAUUUUCUUUUGCCCAUCCCCCACUCCCCAGUGACCAACCACUAUGAUUUAUUUGGCCUAUUCUAGAAUUUUAUAUGUAUGGAAUCAUAUGCCAUGUACUCUUUUUAUCUUACUUCGUACACUUGGCUUUUUUUUUUUUUGAGGUUAUGUCAUCUGUGUGUAUCCGUGGUGCUCUCUUUUUUUCUUUAUUUUUAUUUCUAAAUCCUAUCCGAGGAUAUGUUUAUUGAUUUGGAAAAAGUGUGUGAGAAACAUCAAUCGGUUGCCUCCCAUAGAGGCUAAAACAUGUGAUCAAACCCACAAUCUCUUGGUGCGCAGGGUGACACUCCAGUCAACCAUGUCACCCAGUGAGGGCUAUAGAUGACUCCUUAUUGCUGAGUAACAUUCUACAUCAUGGAGAGUCCACGGUAUAUUUAGCCAUUCACUGGAUGGUAAACAUAUGGGUCGUGUCCAGUUGUGGACAUCUUUCUGCAGACACAGUCUGACCUUUCUGUUGAGAAUAGUUGGGUCAUACAUAGGAACAUAUUUAACUUUUUUAGAAACUGCCAAACUUUUUCCUGAAGUUGUGUCAUUUUUUUGUCUCCACCAGUGCACUCUGGGAAUUUCAUUGCUCCGUGUGCUUGUCAGAACUGAACAUGCUCAGUCUCUCAUGGAGCCGUUCUCGUGGGUGUGCAGUCUUACCCGCCUCCAGCUUGCAGCUGGUACUGAGAACCUUUGCAGGUGCUUAUUCGCCUGCCGCUGGUGUAUUCUAUUCAGCAAAGUGUCUGGUUCAAGUCUUUUGCCGUUUUUUUUUUAAACUGGGAUGUUUGCUUCCCUAUUAAUUUUUCAAAGUUCUGUACAUAUUCUUUUGUUGUUAAUUUUUGCUCUAAGUUCGUUAUCAGAUAGAUAUUUGGCAACUGCUUCUCCCAUUCUGUGGGUAUUCUUUUUCUUGAUGUUAUCAUUUGGAAUGCAAACGUUUUUAAUGUUGAUGGGGUACAGUUUAUUUAUUUUAUUGUUCUUUGUGCUUUAGAUGUUAUAUCUGAGGAACCAUUGCAUAACCAAAGGCCACAAAGAUUCACGCCUGUUUAUAAGUUUUAGAAUUUUAGCUAUUCAUUAUUCAGGGAGACCAAUGUCAUUUUAAACACUCUGGGUGCAAAAGGUAGAGGAACAGGUUGUCCUGUCAAACUGAGUGUGAACGCUUGUGUGGGGGAAGGAGGUCGGAAUACCCCCACAGGAACCCCAGCAACCCAGCCAGCCAGCCCCAGGCCACCUGCCUCUCCCAGCCCUGCAUUCCUGGCUUGGGAAUGGUCAGACCAGAAGGCAGGACCCAGGCCCUCGGCAGCAGAGAUCAUGCAAGGGCACCUCUUGCAGAAACCCAGCCCUGUGGACCCCCG